Cinara cedri is the source of this 1624-nucleotide messenger RNA. The record is from the annotation of a GenBank genome assembly. NCBI's taxonomy places the organism in Eukaryota, Metazoa, Arthropoda, Insecta, Hemiptera, Aphididae.
UGAUUAUAUGAUAAUACAUAUUUUUAGUCUAAGUUUUGAUCUGAAAAUUUCAAUUUCGAUAUCCAUCAUUGACUUUUUAACAAUAAGAUCGAUUUAAAAGCCUAUAAAAUGAAAACAAAAAUAGUGAGUUUCUUGAAAAUGACAAGAACCGUUCGACAACCGUCUGUACGUAUGGCCACCACAACAUCUACUGGAGCAUUAUUACCUGAACCGCAUAGAAUCUCUUUUGGCCUUUUGGGUAUUAUUUGCACAGUUGUACCUGGUUUAUUAAUUGGAGCUAUCAUAAGUAAAUAUAUGGCCAAUUUUCUGGAAGAAAAUGAGUUAUUUGUUCCGUCAGAUGAUGACGAUGAUGAUGAUUAAUAAUAGAUUAGGUUAUGUAGUUAAUAUUUUUAUCAUAUAUUUGUUUUUGAAUUUUUAUUUAUUGCUUAUUCUCUUGUUAAAAAAAAAAAAUAUUUUAUCUAUAAACCUACUUCGGUAUUAAUAUUUUUUAAUAUACCUAUAUAAAUAAUAUACUAUAUUUAGUUAAAUUUUCUUUAUUACCACAUUAUACCUAGUCAUUUAUUAUUUUAUAAAUAAUAACAUUUUCUAAGUAUCACUAUAUAAUAUUUUGAAUUGUAUUAUUUAGUUUUUAAUUAUUAUUAAUACUUAAUAAAAUUUGAGUAAAGAAAUAAAAUGAGUUUUUAACAAAUAACAAUAUCAACUAUUCAAAUUUAGAUAUAAGUAGCUUUAAUUAUUUUAAUGAAUUAUAUAAAUAAUAUCUUUUUAGUUAUUAAAUAAUACCUCCUAAUUUCAUAAUAGUUCAUAUUAUUAAUAUUGUUCUAAUUUUUAAAAUAUUAUGUUCAUAUUUUAAACAAUUUAGACAAGUUUAAGCUUCUAUCAAUGUACAAGCCUUACUGUUUUUGUAUAUUAUUAAAUAAAUAUAUUAACUAAUUAGCAAAAUAUUUAUUAGAUUGCAUAAACACAAUAAAAUAAAUUUCCUAAUUAUUUUUUAUCUACCUAAGGGCCAUUCUUACAAUGUCCUGGAGAGUAUUUAUUAGUACUAAAUGAUAUUGUAAGAACGAUCUAAAGGUUAUCGAAACUUGAGGUUCUCGAACUUUUUUUUUCACUUACCACUAAUAUGUACCUAUUAUAAAUCUGUCAUGUACCUUCCACUUAUGACUAAAAAUUAAACUAUUUGUAAUAUCUCUAUGUGUAUUUCAAAAUUAUAAGAGCAUAAGACAGUAAAUUACUAAAAUGUAGGUCAUUUACAUUAUAAAAAUUAAAAAUAUAAAAUAGGAUUAUAUGUAUUAAAAACAUUUGUACAAAUAUGAAUUAAUUAAUUUUCGAAACUCGGCUACCACAUACUACCAGUGGUACGCAUACUAUAGUUUGAAAACCGCUGUUCUAAACCAAUGUUAUAUGGAGAAAAAAUUUGUUUGAAACAAUGACAAAACUUUUUUCACCUUUACAAAACCUACAUUAUCAGCGAUUACAAGGGCUGAAUUUUAUUUUUCAAAAAAAAUUAGAGAUGCACAAGUACAGAUAUUGCAAUAAUGAAACCGGUAGUAUUAAAUAAUGUACUACAUGUUUAUUAUAGUACUUAUCAUGACCCACAAACAAUAUGUAUUGUAAUAAUCAAUAAGAG